Messenger RNA from Vespa mandarinia (Asian giant hornet), 1170 nucleotides. It is a transcript of the gene Aps, whose product is annotated as diphosphoinositol polyphosphate phosphohydrolase 1 Aps. Gene Ontology annotation, biological process: diadenosine pentaphosphate catabolic process; diadenosine hexaphosphate catabolic process; adenosine 5'-(hexahydrogen pentaphosphate) catabolic process. Gene Ontology annotation, molecular function: diphosphoinositol-polyphosphate diphosphatase activity; bis(5'-adenosyl)-hexaphosphatase activity; bis(5'-adenosyl)-pentaphosphatase activity. Lineage: Eukaryota; Metazoa; Arthropoda; Insecta; Hymenoptera; Vespidae. The record is from RefSeq and is a predicted model, not a curated record. Gene Ontology annotation, cellular component: cytoplasm; nucleus.
GAACACCGUGGAUUACUUUAGGAACGUUCAUAAUUUUGGAGACGUUGGAUAACUGCCGUAAAGUGCCAGUAGAGGGGAUACUCGAUUAAGUAGAGCCUUGGAGAGUUUUGAGGUUAUAAAAGACCUUUUGGAAGAAAGUAACGGCAGUACCGAAGGCUAUUAAAAUAUUUUCCAGCAACGUGAAAACAUCUUCCUCAUCAAGGAAUACACAGCUAUGAAAUUGGUUAUGUGAGAAGCAAGACGUUCUCGCGAGUGAAUUCUAUGUCAAUAACAUGUCGGUUCCAAAUAUCGUUAGGGUAAUGCGGGUGCAUAGGCUGGCGGAUUUGGAUGUCUGACAAAUAUUUAUGAAUGUAUGGGAUGAUUUAUUGAUAUUUACGUUUGAACAUGGUGAAGGAGAAGCCAAAUUCAAUCCGUAUCUACGAUUCGGAGGGUUAUAGGCGCAGAGCUGCAUGCAUCUGCGUCAAGAACGAUCUCGAGGAUGAGGUUCUUUUGGUUACGUCCAGUCGAAGGCCUGAUAGUUGGAUUGUACCUGGUGGUGGUGUAGAGCCUGAGGAAGAACCAGCAGUUACUGCACUUCGAGAAGUCAGAGAGGAGGCUGGUGUACUAGGACAAUUGGGUCGUUGUCUUGGCAUAUUUGAGAAUGUGGAACACAAACAUAGAACACAGGUAUGGGUAAUGCGGGUAACCGAGGAGCUGCCAGAAUGGGAAGAUUCACGUGCUAUCGGUCGGAAACGGAAAUGGUUCUCUAUAUCAGAGGCUCUGCUUCAACUGGCAAAGCACAAGCCCGUCCAGCGCUCGUAUUUACAUAGCCUCCACAAUACUAAUCCACGGCAUAAUCCUAAUAUUCCACCAUCUCACCAACUAUUCAAGUGAUAAAUAUUUCUAGCAACAAUAUCCAUUUUAAUAAACACAGUUAAUAUCACACGCCACUCAUUUGCAAAAGCAAAUGUCAUUGAGAUUUGAUCUAUUUGCUGCUACUUUACCUCUUCUCCUAAAGGGAUUACAAUUAAUAUCAUUGUAUUUUAUACGUAAAAUAAUAUUAUACUUACUGUCCUUAUUAUUAUGUUUAUUCAUAUAGAUUGUGUUAAUAAACUGGUCCAUAAAGGAGCAGUUUCACUAAUUUGAUUUCCUAUUGUUGAUAAAAAUUUUAUAAUAAAACAUUUUAAGGAU